UCCCCCUCUGGACGGUGUGGCCAUGGCUGGCGACGAGGACCAUGAGCGACGAUGCCUCUGCUGCAGGCCGGCGACGAGGAGCUGAUUGCGUUUUGUACUUUUACCCGAAGGGUGACUAUGCAAAAAUACCAGGGCCCCACAUGUCAUAAUCGAGGUUAAAAUGCAUAAAACGGUUGAUCAGUGUUUUUUGCAAAAGAUGAGGACUAAAAUCAGUGUUUUCUGGCACAAAUUCGUAGGAGAGUCUUUCAUGCAAACCUACAUUUCAAUGUGGUGGUUUUUAGCCCGGCUUGAAGGUGCACUGGCUUUGGUUCCUGGUUGUGAAUGACUGUGUGGGGGCACUAUAUCACGCGGCUCCAAUACUUGUUGACUUGACCUUGACCUGGGUCUUGCAUUUGUCGGUCGUCGUCACGGAGUUCCGGCAUGCAUAUCACACUCUGUUGUGACCUUUGCGUCCCGGCCCUGCCCUUCACACUGUUUUCUCCCCUCCCAAUCUCAUCGAUCCAGCAGCUUUAGAGCUCCACAAAGUAGCAGCCACCAUGGCGGAGCAGCUUGCUUCCGUGCCGGAGGAGAGCGCCACCGGCUUCGCGGCUCCCUGCCCGCCGCCCAACUCCUACCGCGAGUCGAUCCUGAGCGUCGGCGUCGUCUGGCCCGAAUGGCGCGUCACAUCGACUCACUCCUCCCAGUCCGGUCACAGCGGAUCCAACUACUCCAGCGACUCCGGCGCCUCCAGGUCCAACAACUCAGGCUACUCCUCCGGCUCGGUGUUCGCCGGCGCAGCCGACUUGGGUGCCAAGGAGCUCACAAAGAUCGCUCAAAGAAUGUCCAGCGACGGCUACCUCCUACGCAUAUUCCAAACAUUCAUCGAAUCAUCUUCCUCGCCAGUAGUCACAUACGAUGAGUGGUGUUCGCUGGAGAAUUGGUUCGUCGAGCUUGACGCCGACUGGGUUCUCCAAAGACACAACAACCAUGAUUUACGGCAGCAGCUCCAAGAGGCGCCCGUGUCUCGGCUCGAAGAAUUCGUGGAGAGGUGGAUCCGAGCUCUCAUCGUAAUCCUCGCCAGCAUCAAAGAGCUGGUCGCUGCCACCCACGAGAUGCCAGCAGUUGUACGGUUUGCCAAAGCGAGCAUCUCACCGAUGCUCGUCUUUGUCGACGCCGUCGUCCAUGUUUUCGAGUUGGAGAAGCUACAGGCUGCGCUACACACUUAUGUAUGCGUCUCCAAUGCAUCAUACGACAUGUGUACAAUGCACUUGAUCUCUUCGAAAGCCCCAAGCUUUUUCAGCGACAUAGGCGCCCCGUUGGACAGAGCAAGGCAGAGGUUAAGGUGGGCCAUAUCAAAGAAGAUGUGGGAUUUGGAGUUGGAACUUGAUCAUGAUGACUCGUGGCCUAUCGAGAUUCUGCAAGGAGAAAGCAAGAUUCACAAGAACAUUCGGUUGCUGGCAGAGUGCAUAGUGCUGAUGAGGAAAGCACAUACUUCGACGCAGAAGAACUCUGCAGGGAGCCACCACAUGGGAAAGCUAAUUGGUAACCUGAUACAUAACCCAACCGGUUACCUGAAGCGUCUUAUUUUGGCAAAAUCGAAGCUGUUCACAAAUCCAAGCGUAAGGUACAUGUUCCUGCUCAACAAUUCCCAUUUCAUAGCGCAGGUGUCUGAGCCAUCGGGGGACCACCAGGGACUUAAACUUACACCUGAAUGUCAGAAGCAUAUGGAUAGUUAUCUUCAUGCUUCUUGGGGGCAAGUGUUGUCAUGCCUUCAGAAAUCAAAGUUUCCCGGACCGCUCCGUCACUGGAUUAGCACCUCUUCGCUAGCUAAAUUCGAGUCAGCGUUUCAUCAAACUUACCAGGCACAGAAGUUAUGGAAGGUUCCGGACCCUCGGCUCAGAGAUGUGCUGCGGAAAGCUAUCACCAGGAGAGUUAUUUCAGGUUACGGCAAGUACCUGAAGGAACAUCCCAGGCUACAGAAACAUGUUGGCCGCGAAAGCAGCAGUCCGGAAGUUUUGGAGGAGAUGUUGGGAGAGCUAUUUGAAGGAUGAAAACUACUUGAGGCAUCGAAAAAGUCACUAGCAAAUAAGAGGCUGGACUUGUAUUUCAUUGUCUUAUUUGGAAAUUUUUCUUUCGUUUUGAAGUGAAGUUGUAUUCUGAA
Messenger RNA from Aegilops tauschii subsp. strangulata, 2140 nucleotides. RefSeq lists its product as uncharacterized. Gene Ontology annotation, biological process: exocytosis. Lineage: Eukaryota; Viridiplantae; Streptophyta; Magnoliopsida; Poales; Poaceae. Gene Ontology annotation, molecular function: phosphatidylinositol-4,5-bisphosphate binding. The record is from RefSeq and is a predicted model, not a curated record. Gene Ontology annotation, cellular component: exocyst.